This is a messenger RNA of Colletotrichum destructivum, 2085 nucleotides long. RefSeq names its product Putative sodium:neurotransmitter symporter. Gene Ontology annotation, cellular component: plasma membrane. The record is from RefSeq and is a predicted model, not a curated record. Lineage: Eukaryota; Fungi; Ascomycota; Sordariomycetes; Glomerellales; Glomerellaceae. Gene Ontology annotation, biological process: sodium ion transmembrane transport. The transcript has 4 exons. The coding region runs from base 1 to 2085 and encodes 694 amino acids.
AUGGCCAGCAUCGGCAGGAAGAUCUACAACGUGCUCGCGCCGAGCGCCGACAAGGGCGACGACGGGCGCGACGUCUGGGGCUCGCGGACGUCCUUCAUCUUCGCGGCCAUGGGCGGCGCCGUCGGGCUGGGUAACCUGCUCCGGUUCCCGUCCAUCGUCUUCAACAACCACGGCCUGCAGUUCUUCAUCCCGUACCUCAUCUCGCUCGCGUGCCUCGCGAUCCCGACGCUGCUGCUCGAGAUCAGCAUCGGCCAGGCCUACCGCAGCGGCUGCGUGCUGGCGUGGCACCACGCGCACAAGCGCGCCAAGGGCGUCGGGUUCGGCGUCGUCUACAUCGGCUACGCCAUCGUCAUCUACUACGUGCCCAUCAUCGCCUGGAUCAUGACGUACUUCCGGCACUCCUUCGUCAGCCCGCUGCCGUGGACCGGCCGCAACGAGGAGUUCUUUUACGGGACGGUCCUGCAGGAUGUCCCCGGCGUCCAGGGUAACCUGACGGCCGACGGGAGCGCCGUUCAGGACUACACCUAUUAUCCCGGGAUGGGCAUGGUCACGGAGACGACGUUGUGGAAUCUAUUCACCUGGUUCGUUGUCUGGCUGUGCAUGUUCAAAGGCAUCGGUCUCACGGGCCGUGUGGUCUACUUCACGAUGGCCAUGCCUCUGAUCCUCAUGAUCGUCCUCAUCGGCCGCGGAUGCUCGCUCCCCAACGCCAUCGACGGCAUACGCAUCUACUGGACGGAGUGGCAUGGCGACAAGCUCGCCUCGGGCACCAUAUGGCAGGAAGCCUGUGGCCAAGUCUUCUUCAGUACGGGUAUCGGCAUGGGAUACUACACCAGCUACGCGUCGUACAACUCCAAGUACUCCAACGCCGUGCAGGACGCCCUCAUCAUCUGCAUCUCCAACUCGCUCAUCGAGAUCAUCGGCUCCAUGUCCGUCUUCGGCGUCGUCGGCUACCUCGGCAUGCACCCGGACACGAGCGAGCGGCUCAACACCUUCGUCGUCGGCUUCCUGACGUACCCGGAGGCCAUCUCGGAGAUGCCGGGCGCCAACUUCUGGGGCGUGCUCUUCUUCGCGACGCUCUUCAUCCUCGGCCUCGGCUCGGCCUUUGCGCUGCUCGAGACGCUCGUCACCAUGGUCUGCGACACGGACUGGGGGAAGCGGUACUCGCGCCCCUUGGUGUCGACCGUCAUCGUCAUCGCCUCGUUCCUCAUCUCGCUGCCCUUCUGCACCGAGUUCGGGUACACGCUCGUCGACGCCGCCGACACGUGGAUCAACUACCUCGCCCUGUUCUGGAUCGUCUGGUGCGAGGCCGUCUGCGCCACGACGCUCUACCGGUACCGCGAUGUCGUCGACCAGUGCGGGCUUUUGUCGUGGUGUUUGUAUAACCUGUUCGGCUACGUUGGCGGCAUGUUCGUGGGUCUCGUCGUUGCGCAUGCCGUCUCGGCCGAGGCCGGCGCCGGUGUCGGCUUCGGCAUGUUCAUCAUCGGGACGUUGUCUUCGGUGCUGCUGGCCUCUGACCCGACGGCCUACUGCCCCAACUUUUUCUGCAAGAACUCCAUCAUGAGGCGGUUCUGGUAUCUGAGUUCCUACUCGGGCAACCAACUACGCCGCGAUCUCAACGCCACGAUCUGCGUCGGCGGGCAGUGGAGGAUCCCGUCCAUCUGGCCCUUCGUCCUCAAGUACAACACGGCACCUAUCGUGGGCAUCAUCUUCUCCUUCGCGUACCCCAACUUUUACGCCGAGAAGCGCUGGGACCCGCUGCAAAUCGCCGGCUUCGCCUUCAUGCACAUCGUGCUCGUCAGCUCGCUCGUCGGGCUCGUCAUGCCGCGCUGGUUCAACGUGCUGGUGCCCGAGCACAAGCGGGCCGAGGGCGACUAUCCCAUCUUGCCGGGUACCAUCUUUUCGCGGGCAAACGCGGCGGGCACGUUGGACAUUGACGGGGUGCCGCAGGACGCCGAGGGGGCGGCUGCCAUCGACGCGCGCGGGCCGAGCGGCGAGACGUGGACGCAGGAGAGGAACUCGUCGCGGGAAAGGAACUCGUCGCAGGAAAAGGUUGCCGACAAGCGGCGUCAGGACGUCGUGAUGUGA